Messenger RNA from Cavenderia fasciculata, 345 nucleotides. RefSeq lists its product as uncharacterized. The record is from RefSeq and is a predicted model, not a curated record. The transcript is spliced from 2 exons. Bases 1 to 345 code for a protein of 114 amino acids. NCBI's taxonomy places the organism in Eukaryota, Evosea, Eumycetozoa, Acytosteliales, Cavenderiaceae.
AUGUCAUCAAAUAUCAGAACAAACUUGGAAGCUAUCAUCAAGGGUAUUCAAGAACACAAGAUUCUUGAAGUCUUUGAAAAGUAUUAUCAUGCAGACAUUGUGAUGUUUGAAAAGGGGGAUUCAACCAAUCGUAUCGGAAAGGAUGCCAAUAGAAAGGCUGAAGAAGGUUUUGUCAAUAAUGCAACUAUCCAUGAAGCUAAAGUAUUAAAGGUUCUUGUCGAUGGUAACAAUAGUGCCUAUGAAAUGUAUAUGGACUUUACAUAUGGUGGUCACAAGGUUCAAAAGACUCAAUGGGCUCUUCAAGAAUGGAAGGAUGGUUUGGUUAUCAAGGAAGAAUUCUUCUAA